Entrophospora sp. SA101 is the source of this 579-nucleotide messenger RNA. Lineage: Eukaryota; Fungi; Glomeromycota; Glomeromycetes; Entrophosporales; Entrophosporaceae. The record is from the annotation of a GenBank genome assembly.
AUGAUUGCUGUAAUAGAAACUGAAAACCAAGCAUUGAGAUGGUUGAAUAAAGCUAAAAGAAAUGAAUUUCUUGUAUUUGAAAAUAAUUACGACACAUUCACAAAAGAAAAAAUAAUCGAAAACUCACCUGAUAUCGUAUUAAAAAAAGUUUAUUCAAAUAAAAUACAUAGAAGAUUUUCUUUAUUGAAUUUAAAAUUAAAUGAUUUAUACACAAUUAAAGAAUUUUUACAAGAUCAUCAAAGAAUUCAAAAUCAUGAAAACAUUAUAAAUUUUUAUGGAAUAUUUGAAGACUCGACUCAAGAAAAUAUUUAUUCGUUAAUUCUUGAUUAUACUAAAGACAAUUUGCACGAAUAUCUAAGCACUAAUGAUUUGUCAUGGACACAAAAAUUAAAACUUGCUAAAGAAUUAACAUCUGCGUUAUAUUGCUUACACGUUAAUAAUAUCGUUCAUGGUGGCCUGACAUCUAAAAAUAUAAACAUCCUUGAUGGCUGUUGGAGAUUUGAAUCUGAGGAACGUCCUGAUAUUGAACAAGUUUUAGAAUGCAUUAAAUUAAAUUCACCUAUAGAUUAUAACAAUUAA